AUGCAAAACAUGACCAGGCGCUUUGGUCGCAUAACCACCAAGUCAUCGGCCAACGACAGCCAGAUCGCUGUCCUGUUAAAAGACUUUGACGAUGCCGAUAUGCUGCUCGGAAAGAUUGUGGAAUCCACUCAAGCCUGGCGCGAUGCCUGGAUCUCCAUUGCGACGUAUCAAAGUCGAAUGAUUGACGAAUUUGACGGCCUGUACGGUCCUAUCAUCGGCUCCUCCGAAACCCCUUCCAACCACCAAGCCGUGGAAACAGACGCCGUUCGACUGAGUCGGACAAACCGACUACGCAAGGAAUAUGAUGAGCUUCGCACCGAUCUGGUUGAGGAGCUCGGCGCCGUGGAUGCGCGCAUGACGCAGCCGGCUGCGCGAGCCAAGGAGUCCCUGAUGCCGAUGAAGAAGACUAUAAAGAAGCGACAUGACAAGAAGACGGACUUUGAAAUCUCCCAAAGCCGUGUGGACAGUCUCAUGAAAAAGCCAAAGCGCUCUGAGCGCGAGAAUGCUAGUCUGGCCAAGGCCGAAGCAGAGCUUGCGAGUACCAAAGAGUUAUACCAAGCUGCCGACGCUGAUUUACGAGAGCGAUUGCCGACAUUAGUCGCAUUGAUCUUCUCUUUAACGCCUUAUAUUCUUGAAGCGCAGGUGGAAAUCCAAAACCGCAUGCUCGCUCAUUACUACACGGUCCUGCACACCUUCUGCGACGAAGAAGGAUUUCCGUCUCCCCCACCAGACAUGGAGCAGAUAGUCCUCGACUUCGAGUUCGCCUUUAACCCCGUGCGAACCGAAAUUGACGGCUUUGGCUGUCUGACCCAGGGCAAAGCGAUGCGCCGUGCCUCCGAGCAGCAGGAGAACAAGAAGCGGCCCUCCAUCGGCGGGCGCACGGCCAGCAAUGCUUCAUCCAUUUCCCUCCCCAGCUCCCUACGCCGAGGAUCCCAGACCCCAGCCUCCUCCAGUCAUACCCCAGUCGCAUGUGUCCCUGAGUAUCCCCCAUCACCGCCGUUGUCCACGAUGAGCCGCAAAAACAGCGCCAUUCCCGUGGGCAACACCGCCGUUUCCCCACCCGCGUCCAGCGGUGGAGACUAUUUUAAUCCACCAAUGAUGUCAUCUCAGCCCACUCCCCAGCCCGCUGGCCUGAUGUCCUUUUCCCCCGCUGGCCCCAAGAUCGACCAUUUCCAGUCUGCCGUCUCCUCUCGGGGUGGCACCCCCUUUGACCCCGUCGCUGCUGCCGUUAAGAAGAAGCCCCCACCCCCGCCACCUGCGGCGCGUGCGGUCUUUGUUACCGCCUUGUAUGACUUUGACGGUCAGGGGUCGGGGGAUCUGGUCUUCAGAGAGGGAGACCGUAUCCGCGUGGUGCAGAAGACUGACAGUACCGAUGACUGGUGGCAAGGCGAGUUGAGAGGUGUGAAGGGACCUUUUCCUGCGAAUUAUGUUGAGUAA
Molecule: messenger RNA, 1437 nt
Organism: Penicillium brevicompactum
Lineage: Eukaryota; Fungi; Ascomycota; Eurotiomycetes; Eurotiales; Aspergillaceae
Exons: 4
Coding region: 1-1437 (478 amino acids)
Biological process (GO): endocytosis; plasma membrane tubulation; actin cortical patch localization
Cellular component (GO): actin cortical patch; medial cortex; mating projection tip
Molecular function (GO): lipid binding; protein binding
Source: RefSeq, a predicted model, not a curated record